This is a messenger RNA of Electrophorus electricus (electric eel), 6487 nucleotides long. RefSeq lists its product as uncharacterized. NCBI's taxonomy places the organism in Eukaryota, Metazoa, Chordata, Actinopteri, Gymnotiformes, Gymnotidae. Gene Ontology annotation, cellular component: Z disc. Gene Ontology annotation, biological process: positive regulation of calcineurin-NFAT signaling cascade. The record is from RefSeq and is a predicted model, not a curated record.
AGCAGGCUUCACUGAUAUGUGCAUUCACUAGAGCCUUCCCAUGUAACUCCUGGGUUUGGCCUCACUGAGUCCUGCAUCUAUUUAGGGGGCUCACCAGGUGGCUUGCAAAAAGGGCCUGUAUGGAUUUCUCAUGGUCAUUUUUAUGAACUCUAUGUGAUUGACUUGCGGAAAAAUGGAAUAUGAAAAUCCAGACAAGAGGAAAAUCUUGAGGUAGUGGUAACAUUCUGGUGAAUGCUACCUAAGAUCGCAGUCAUCAGACUGAAGAACCACACUAACACCUUAACUAUGAACUACCUGGAAAAGCGACAUAAAGCAGGCAUGCAGCAUUUUAGCAACUUGGACAGCUUAAUGGAUGAGACUGACCGAGAGGUGAUGAAUCUUACAGAUCGUGCCUUUAAGAGCCUCUGCAUUGGCGAAGAGGCAGUCUACAAUGAUACAGAGUUCUCACCGCCUCCAGUAAAUUGCCGCAAGCCAUUAGCUGAGGAGGUACCAAAAAAGUCUCAAGACAACUCUUCUUCGGUUGCCAAAAAGUAUGGGACUCAUCGCCCUAAUGGUGUGAAUGACACAUCUUGGCGAGCGAAUAAAAGCUCAGCAAAAGUGUCAUCACUCUUUGCUGCAUUCACAGCUGAAAAGAAUGGAGAUGCCACCAAGUGGACGAAUGGGGACUCAUGGGACAAAUCUGCACUGCUCAGCAUCCAAAGAGAGCUGUCAGAGUUUUCUUCAGAUUAUCAAAACAGCCUUUCAGAUGAAAACUUUACCCGUGUCAAGAAUCAUCUUAAAUCUUCUGAGAAAAGGACUGGCAAUAAAUCAAGCAAGGACACAUCUUCAUCUGGGAACUCGACAAAAAAUAAACAUAGCAAAUCCAGUAAGAUGAGAAAAUUAAAUUCUAAAAACUUCUUCCUUCACAGUGAAUUCAGCCCAUUUCAGUCCUGGGUGGACUUAAAUAAGUUUCCUUUUGGAUUGGGAAAUAUAGAGAUUUUUCCAAACAAAGGCCCACCAAAAUGGUAUGAUUCCCCACUUUACAAAGAACUAACAUCACACAGAUUACAUAUUCCAGAGUCAAAUAGAGGAAAGAAAUAUGAAAACAUUUCAGCAUCAUCAUCUCAAUAUGUAUAUAAUCAUGAGGUGUCAGGACACAUGACACAAACUUUGAAAAAUACAACUAUAAAAUCAGAACAAAACACUGAGCUGAAUAAGCCUCAAAUUCAUAUAAAAACUCAUCAGCCUCAAGAUCUGCUAACAUCCUCUGGAUCUGAGCAGAGGUGUCAGUCUGAAGGAGACUUUUCUGCUCCCUGGAGGAAAAACCGAAGGAGGGCAAAGAGUACAGUUCCUGCUGGACAGCCCUUCAUAAGUUCUCCCGCCUGUGAUAGGUCAAAUGCUGGAGAGGAAGGUCUAUCAAAUAAAAAGGAGGUCAGGACAAUGAAAGAACAAACCCCCUCAAAUCCAACUCCUUUUAGUAUUUUACAGCUGCUGACUCCAGCUAUACCAUCCAUACAGGAAUCUGUGAGCUCUGACACACUUCAGGCUGUUCUCUCUUCCAUUGCCCUUGACUUUCCACCACUUCAUGACACAGAGAUGUGCCCAUCACCUGAAAUUAAACGAGAAAGCUACAAAUCUAUGGCAUCAAGUCUGCUGUUCAAUCUCAAAGACAACAGAAAAAGGGUCAAGGCAAGGUACAGCCCACCAAAGUUCAAAGGUUUGGACAAAACAGAUCAAAAGAGUCUCGAGUCUCCCAAAACUUCAGAUGCUAAAACCAUCUCACCUACUCAUCAGAAAAUGCUUGCAUCCCCGAUGAGUCCUCUUCCAGAGAACAUAGACCUACAAACCUGUUCUCCCAGUGUACAUAUAAAUGGCGGUUUGCCAGAUGACUACUUGGCACUAAGUCUACUGCAAGCUGGAAAUAGAGGUUCACCUAAUAAACCUCUGAAGUCAAACAGGGGUGCUCUACUUAAAGCCUCAUAUCCAUCUCUACAUUUGUACAGUAAAGCUACUUUAACAGAAGUUGACACUAAAAUAAUGGAUGACCCUGGACCUCAUCUUACCAGAGAUAAAAUAAUUAAACAAGGGCAGAGCAAAGAUAAUUUACAGGAUGACUGUAAAAUCCUGCAAAGAAAAGAUAGCAUAAUUAAACCAGAAAUGCAUUUGAACAGUCAUACUGACAGUAUGAACAGUGAAAAUGCCCACAUGAACCAUCCUGAGAUUACAGAAGAACUACUGGCUGAGAAAACUAAUGCUGUUUCUCUAAAGGAAAAUUACCACCACACAGUUGUAAAAAAGAAGCACAGUACAAGACAAGAUCCCGUGAUGGUGUCAGGUAGCAAAAAUCAAGACAAACUGAACAUGGAAGUUACAAACAAGUUGGAUCAAAGAUCUGUCAAGGAUAAGGAAUGCCUAAGAAAGGAACCGAAACCUAAGCAUGAAUUUUCAGCCAGGCAGAACAACUACAUCAAAAGUCAAAGAUACACGAGUGGAGAUGAUGAUGAGGAGGAUUUAUGUAAUGGAGGAAAAGUAGAUCCUGGAGGAAGAGAUGUAUUGAGGAAUAACAGUGUCAUAUCAAGGAAUUCAGAAAGUAUAAAUGCUAGGGACGAAAUAAAAUGUGAAAAGAACGUAGCUGUGCACAAAGAAAAAGAACUAAAUCAGGGCAAAUUGGAUGGAGCACUUGGCAGGGAAAAUAUUGAAAAUGGUGCUUCCAUCACAAAAGACUCUAUGCUGCCUUCCAAUGAUGAUUUGGAUACUUGCACUGAACAAAGAGGAACAAAUGAUGCUCUCUCCAUGAAAGGAAACACAUCUGCAAAAAGAGCAAUCUUUGCUUUCAAGGAACAGGUGUCCCUGAAGACAAGCCUAGCCUCAAAGAAGGAGAGUGUAUCAGUCCAUAAGUAUGAGCAAGCAACAGCAGCUUUGGAGGAAGUGAUUGCUGAGCGGGAACAAAGAAAAAAGAAAAGUGGAGCUCUUUCUUCUGCUGACAGAGAUGUUAUUAAGAGUUGUAAGAAGCAACAAGGCUCAGUCUUGAAAGGAGAUUUCAAGCAAGAGAGUAUAGCACUGAGUCAGAAGGACAUAUCAGGAAGAGUUACAAAAGACAGGAGAAGUCAGAGGGACAUUUCUGAUUUUAAACCUAGUAGCCAAAUCGUUCAAAGCAUGUCAGACAGGGAGACCAAACAUGGUAAAAGUCAUGUGGCUGAGGUAAAUUUAGCUGGGCCUCAUAAGCAGGAAGGAGCUGCUGAGCAAAGCCAACAUGCAGCUGGACAGAUAAAACAUACAGAGAAGGAUAGAUCUGGCAGGCCUGAUCAACAAAGUGACACAGAUAAUGGCAAGCCAGUGAAUGGGGUAGCUGAUUUUAGAAUAAAAGAGCCCAUGUCUAAAUAUAGCAGCGUUAAAGAGAGCUCAAGAGGUACUAAUGUUGAAAGUAAGCUGACCAGGGAAGAAGAGGAGUCAGUAGUUCAGACCGUGAGCAGCUCCUGUAAACCAGAGGUGCCCCCUAGACAAGGCAAAGAAAGUUCUCAAAGUGGGGACAAAGAAAGAUAUAAAAAAGACAGACAAGAAAAUGUUGGGGGAAAUGUUUAUAGAUCAAAAAAUGAAGAAUCAGUAAGCAGAGAGGUCAAGAAUGUGAAAUCUAAUUUACCAAUGGAGAGAGGCCCAGUAAGAGGACAUGUGUCAGCACUUAAGGAAAAAUUUGACAAAGAACAUAGAGUGGAAAGCAUAAUUGGUGAGAAAUGUCUGACUGAAGGAGAAGAUCCCAAGAACUACCCUGAAAUGGACCUAAUAAAACAAAAGGUGAUUGUUCCAAAGGUCACAGGGAGUAUUCUGGAAGGUGACUCUGUCACAAGAAAAAAUAUGCAUGAAGAGACAGGUAGAGGUUUAGACAUCAAGAAACUUCCCGAUGAAGAUUUCAGACUAGCAGUGAGAAACGAGGAACAGUCAGGUAAACAAUGUGAUAAUAUUCAAGACAUUCAGAUUCUUAAAACUGACCUUACAAUCAAAAAUGACACUGAAACAGAUAUAAACAAAAUGGACAGUGAAUAUGCUUCUGCUCUUGUGAGGGAAGUUGAUGAUAAUCUGAAUAAAUCUAAAGGUAACUGCAAAAGCUCUCCCAAAACACUUUGUGAAAUGUCAGAGACGGAAAAUGUAAAACCUGAUUGUGAAUCUGAGGAAAAGGUCACAAACCAGACACCAGAAACCCUAGAAUCAAUAAAAACCAAUAAUACAAUAAUGGACAGUGUUACAGUUUAUGAUAUUUUUCAACAAUCUGAACCUUCAUCACUGGUAGAUGUUAAACAGUUAAACCAAAGCAAUCUACUUUCAUCCUCGUCAAAGGAAUCCUCCUUUUCUCUCCAAACAGAACCGUCACUAUCUCAGUCUGAAAAUGACUUGUCAAGUGAAACAAGUAAAUGUGACGAGAAUUUGAAGCAAAUAAUAGAUAGCCAUUCCUUUAUCAAACCUGAAGGUGAAUCAGGUAUUUCUGACAGGGUUGUUUCUCCUCCAACUGAUGUGGGCAAAGGAGGGUGGGUCCGUUGUUUGAAAGAAUCAGCUAGCAAUCUAACCCCACCAUGUCAGUCCAAUGUGUCUUCUCCUACAAUGGGAAAGCCUGCUUUAUUCAAAGUGAAAGACAACACAUUUAGUGCCUCCCCUGUUACCAAAACAGUGAGACCCAUUCUGCAUAAAACUCUCACACAACCAUGGUCUCCUAAGGAGAGCUUAAGUGAGUCUGACCGGGGUGAGGAGGACCUCUUCAAGGACGGUGUAGACGUGCGAAGUCCAACAAUACUCUCUCCUGCUCUGCCUUCCACACCUGUCAGAAGCCCCCAGUGUAGCCAGUCAUCGGUGCUUCUGUUAUCGUCUCCAUCUUCGCAGUUCACUACAGGCAUGGAGAAGAAAGGGCAGCUGAAUUGUCUCACAAUACCUCAAGAGGAUGAGUGGCGGUCCGCUGUCAGCUCCGUUUCUGAGGGAAUAGAGGGCAGCGGAACGAGUGCGGUAAAUACCGUGGAAGAGAUCGUGUCUGGCACCGCACCUAGAGAGGAUACGGUGGCAUCUAAAGAACCAAGUGAGAGAUCUGGAUCUGUUUGCAGUGGCAGUGAGAAUCAGCCUCAGAGCAAGCCUCCAGCUGUCCCUCCAAAAACAGAAAAAGCUCUGCGCCGUGCCAUGAAGCUGACCACCAGGCGGAUCCAGAAAGCAGAGGCGAAGAGCAAACUGGAGCGUAUAGGCCGGAGAAGUGAGAAAAAUGCUGGCCACAAACCUGAGAGAAGACACCACAGCAGUGACAGAGUGCUCAGUAACACAUCUGACCACAAAAGUACUGGUAACCAAAGCUGUGGAGAAAGUAGCAGUGACACAGUUAUGCCUAAAACUCACCGAAGUGAAAGACAUGGCAGACUACACAGUAAUCAGGAGACCCACAGCAGGGAGAAAGAUGGUAGUAGCAAGCAACAGCGUGAAAGCCAUGGUAAUUUAACUAGUAACCAUGGAGAGGAUACCCUCAAAGGUCAGUUUGAUAUGAUGAAUGUAAAUGCCUGUUGUGAAAGACCAGGCCGUACUAGUCAGAAAUACCUACCUGAAAAGCUGGGCCGUAGGGCUCAUAGUUUGGAUAGAUUUUCAUGUAAUAAAAAUGAGCAUAUGUUGCUUAACACUGAAGGCCUUGUCUCUAAAAUGAAUACUGAAACAUCAGAGAAGCACUUUCCUGGAAAAAAGGCAAAUUUACAAAAUAGCAACGAACAUACUUUUGUCUCUCCAGCAGCCAACAUUCUAGCACAGUCUUUCCCAAUGUCCCAGAAGAAAGUAUUGCAAGAUCCUGAUUCAGGGCAGUAUUUUGUGGUUGACAUGCCUUUGCAGGUCAGGACAAAAACCUUCUUCGAUCCAGAGACGGGAGGUUAUGUGCAACUGCCAGUUCAGUCUCCUGAAGACUCCUUGCCACAGGCACAAUCUGUGGAAGUUGUGAAUGCCCCCACGUUUGUGCUGGUUCAUGGCUUCCUUCCCGUGCCUGUCUCUACCUUACCACCCCAUAAACCCACUGUCUGCCAAGACUCUGUAGUUAGCCUUUGUGACUUUAAGGCAUUUGAUUUAAGUGAGGAUAUUUAUAAAAAACAAAAAAGAGAGUGUGAGCCUGACACUGGGCCUUUACAUAUUUCACACCAGCACUUACCAGAGGAAAGAACUGACAGUGUAAGGUGAUAAUAGAUUAAGUCACAUUUUUGAUCAAUAAAUGGUCUUGAGAGUGUCUGGAUUCAGACAUUAGAGUUUCUUUUUUGUUGCUGGUUUUUUUCUUAACAAAUGUAACUAAGUAAAAUUGGUUUAUCAAGAAAAAGCAAGCUGGUAUGACCUGGAAUAAGUGUUAAUAACCAUGUAUAUUCAGUAAUGAUCACAGAUAUCUUUGUAAAUAUUUCUCUCUUAUCAGUGGAAGUUUCUUUGCUCUAGUUGAGACGUUGUUCAGUAAUAAUAAUUUGAGGUUUGGCUGUUAUAUUGUGAUAAUAAACAUUCUUCUGCUAUUGUGAUUUUA